CUUUAUUCUGGAAUGACGUCUCGAUACUGUUGAUACUAUAGUUGGUUGAGACGUUAUAAUUUUUAUGGAAUUAUAGAAUGUUUUGCAUUAAGUUGUGUUAAUUUGUAAAAACACCGAAGCCCUUUUAUUUGUGUUAUUGUUUUGAAAUAAAUUAAUUCUGGUUGGGGUUAAAAGAAAGGCGAGUGGUUAUGCUCGAAGCAUGCCUUCGACCUCGCGGUCGCGGGGCUCCGGACGAGCCAGUGACGCCGCGCCACGGACGCAGGUCAUAGCGCCUAUGUCGGAGCGGCAACAACUGGCUCUUGUGAUGCAAAUAUCGUCACAAGAUGCUCCUCCAGCCGCUCCGACCCCAGCAGAAGAACGAAAACGGACAAGACAACAACGAAAUGAACGUGGAGAAACCCCCCUCCAUGUUGCAGCUAUAAGAGGGGAUCAUGACCAGGUCAAAAAAUUACUAGAACAAGGACAAGACCCUGAUGUGACAGAUUUUGCAGGAUGGACACCUUUACAUGAAGCAUGUAGUUAUGGUUGGUUUCAAGUAGUAGUGGUACUAGUAAAUGGUGGGGCUAAUGUGAAUGCAAAGGGAUUAGAUGAUGAUACUCCUCUUCAUGAUGCUGCUACUUCAGGCAACCUAGAGAUGGUUAAAUUUCUUAUUGAGCAUAGUGCAGAGCCUUUCGUAAAAAACACUAAAGGAAAAGCCCCAUCAGAUUAUGCAGCUCCACACAUCUACGACUAUAUAAUAUCUUUGAAAGAUAAUAACGCGAGAGCUUCUCAUACUGCAAGAACAAGGGAUGACAGCAACAAGAAAAGUGGCAAUGCAAGUACAAACAGUGAAGGCAGUAAAAGAACCAACAUGGAGGGCCUAGCACAGGGUGAAAUUGAAGGAAAAGAGGCCACCCCACAAGAAAAAGGCAAUGCAGAAAUUAAAGAUGAAGGUUCUCAGUUGAGUAGCGGCGUAGUGUCAUCCACACAGGAUGACACUAACUUAAGUAGUAAGAAAGGAAAUUAUGAAGAAAGUCAAGAAGCUGACACACCCGAGGAUGACGUUUCUAAGCGGAAGAAGCGUAAAGAGACUGAAGAAAAGGAGCCGAUGGCUAAGCCUGCGCCUGUAGCUAGGACUGGGACAGGGCGUAAGCCUGGGCCUGCGAGCAAGACGGGCGCGUUGCCGCUGAGUAAAGGCGGCGCUUCGCCCAACGUUAACAAAAGCGCUGCCACUUCGUCUACUGGGAAAGCUCAAGCUACAGGCAAAGGGGCUUCAGGGAAUAAGGGGAAAACAGGCUCCGGUAAAACUGGUCUGCAUAGUGGAAAGCAAGACCGUAGAAGUCCUGUAGCAAGUCCUAAACCCGGCCAAAGUAAGGAUGAUGGGGAAAGUGAAGAUAAACCACAAGAAGCAAUGGCACCAAAAGUUCCACCUUUGAAGAUAGUUAUUCCUGGUGGAGCUGGUGGUUCUGGAAAUAGGAAUGAACAGGAAGAAGGCGUACAGCGUGGAGGAGGAAAGGGGCGUGGUAGUGCAUCAACAUUACCUUAUGUAAUACCAUGUACUACGGACACAGCGCAAACAUCAGAUAGUUCUGAUGGAAAUUCAGAUGACAAGCGAGUGGAAUGCAAGGGCGGGCAAAGAGUACUGCGUUCGCAUAGAACGAACGACGCCGACAAAGAUAAAGGAAAUUGCCCGCAUAGCUCAGACCGAUCGGGAUCUAACCAAAUUCUGAGUUCCCAUAAAAACCCACUUCCAGGGGCUGAUGAUGCGCCGUCAACAUCAGGUGGGAGAAACGAAUCAGACGGACCAGGAAGCAGAGGCCGGCGCUAUCAUUCUCCCUUAAAGUCUCCAAAGAGCACACGCCAAUCUUACGGACCGGGGGGCAGAGGUCGCCGCAGUACUCACAAAAAGUCUGCAAAGAAAAGAGGACACUCUUCUACUGCGGGACAUUCGGCCGACGUCCACCCAAGGAAAAGAAAAAUCAAAGCCUCUAAAGAGAGCCACUCAAGGGAGCCGACUAAGUCCGAACAUUCUGAAAAUAUCGCCCAUAAUGUUACGCAUUCCAAUCCCUAUCAAAUGUACAUACACAAAAGGAAACAGAUCGAGCGCCGUCAAAAAACCCUCUUUCCAGUCAAACCUAAACCGCCCAAAGACUUCAAUAAGUACCUGAUGAAUAGAUGCACCUACACGCUUCAAAAUAACGUGAACCCGGAGCCUCAGGUUGAUAUUCCCAUCAACAUGCCACAGCAGAUGGUCACAGAGUUCUUGUCGCAAGAGAGGGAGAGAACACGGUUACGGGUACAGCAUCAAGUUGAAAAGGAGAAAUUGGUUUUGGCUGUGGAGCAGGAAAUUUUACGGGUGCAUGGAAGGGCUGAACGGGCGGUUGCAAAUCAGGCGCUGCCGUUUUCAGUUUGCACGAUAUUACGUGAUAAAGAAGUGUAUAAUGUACUAGCGCCCGAUCAAGAAGAGAAAAGAAAUGCGCAGAGAUCAAGAUGUAAUGGAAGGCAGAUCAACUCGUGGUUGCAGGAAGUAGAUGACAAAUGGGAAAAAAUUAAGGAGGGCAUGUUGCGGCGACAGCAUACUGAAGCGGAGACACUUCACGCUGUACAAACUAUGGGUUGGGAAUGGAAACUCAAAGAGCUUGGUCUAUGUGAUCAUAAAAAUACUCCGAAAAUUGAUCCGACACACGUACCUCAAAUACACGUGUCGAAUUUUGAUUUGCCCGCUUGAGUUUUAAGUUCAUAUUGCCUUAGUUUAAUGUAACGCCUGACGGCAUUUUCCAAUCUAGCAUUUUUAUAACAACAAUUGGUAAUACGAAUCAAGCGGAGCUACUAAAUUGGAUUAUCUCUAAAUUUUCUCGACCGCAGUCGUGCUUUCCUGAAUACCUAUUGAUAUUUACAUAUCUAAGGGUGAGAGUCAGAAACGAGAACUCCACUUGGGUACCCGUAUGUCAAGUUGAUUUUGGCUUACGGGAGUCAGACCGCGCUGUUUUUGAAUCUCACCCUGAGUGCUGCUACGAGUAGGUCUUUCUUACUCGAAAUCAUUGAUCUACAAUUGCGUAUUUCAACACACUUCGAAACGUUUAAAAACUAUAAUUUUUAAAUAUUCUAAAGUGGUCUCUUCGCCGUUCACGGGAUCUCCUGCCGUGGCGCAGUAUCAUUUAUUGUAAAUUUGUUUGACAUUGACAUAAGAUGCGUUGUUUUGUUUGUAUGAUAUUGUCUUUAUUUGAAAUUAAUUGAUUGCAAUCUCAAUUAUUUUCAUUAAGUCUGAUUUAUUGAUUUGUAUAUGCUUGUACCUUGCUGAUAAAAGGUGGAUAUUCGUUAAAUCUUAAUGUAUUUUUUUUAUUUUUGACGUUUGACCUUUUUUAAUUAAUUAAAUUAUUUGUAUUAGUAUUUUGGAAAAAAAUAAUUGUCGCCAAAGGAUGAAGUCCUAUGAAAUAUCCAUAAAAGACAUCCUUGUUUUCUAAUUUUCUCACUUUAGUUAUUAUUUAAAGAAUUUAGAUUAUGUACCGAUUUGUCGGCCCUCAUUUUGGAAGUUUGCGUUCAAUAUUGAAAAUACUUGUUGCUGACCGGACCUUUCUAUAGCGUUCGAUUUUUCGAAUCUUAGUUAACGGACUGGAUAAGUAAUAAGUAAAUUAAUUACAUUCCUUUAUUAUCUAAUAUCCUCCUUUUAAACGCAACUAUUUAGACAUUCUUUAUAUUGUAGGAAUUAUAUUUUAGGUACUCAAUCCUUUAAUCAUUAUAGAAUAUAUAUAUUGAUGUGAAUAUUAAUUUUUAAAUUAGUUUUUUUUUUUAAAUAAUGAAUUUAAUUUCGAUCAAUUAAAAAGUCAUCAUAUAUAUUUAUUUUGUUCAAAUCCAAACAUUUUAUUAUGACAUCAUUUUCAUUAACUGUAAUUAUUCUUCAUUUCUGUACUGAACACAUCGGCACUUUGGUUAUACAUAUUUAAAAAUAACGUUUUACCUUUACAAAAUGCGGCCAUUUAUUUUCUCUAUUCUAAUUUAGGAAUAUUUUUUCAAAGACCGUUGUGUUCAAAAAGUUAAGUCGCGUAACCUCUUAUUUGUAACUAAGUCUAAUUGACCCUUUUUAAGCGCUCAUUUGUCUGUUUUCAUCACAGCGUAAAUACAAUUUGAAGGAUAGAGAUGAAAGAGGCAAGAAUGUAAUUGGAUUUAGUUUUUAAUAAGAGGGCAAUUAUUUACAUAAUGUGUUUUUAUGUUUGUAAUUAAUUUGACCGCGCCUUUCGUUUCUUAGAGAUUUUUUUCAAUAUUAAUUUGAAUUAAAUAAUAAAAUCUAAAUGAACA
This is a messenger RNA of Pieris napi, 4275 nucleotides long. Its product is annotated as ankyrin repeat domain-containing protein 11. Lineage: Eukaryota; Metazoa; Arthropoda; Insecta; Lepidoptera; Pieridae. Gene Ontology annotation, molecular function: protein binding. The coding region runs from base 200 to 2707 and encodes 835 amino acids. The record is from RefSeq and is a predicted model, not a curated record. The transcript is spliced from 18 exons. Gene Ontology annotation, cellular component: nucleoplasm.